CGGCGCCCGCAUUUGCGAACGUACCGCGACGGAGGAAGGACGAGGCGGCAAUGGCCGAAAGCUUCACGCGGUUCCUGCCUGGGCUGCGCAGCAGCAACAGCAGCGUGCGGCACCGCGCGGCGCAGAGCUUGCGGCUGUACAUCGAGUCCGAGUCGCGCGAUCUGUCCCAUGGACUCUACAUGAAAUGGGUUACGGACAUCAGUGCGCGCCUCAUGCUGUUGUGCAACUCGAAUGAGAACGCAGAUCGUAUGGGUGGUAUCGCAGCCAUGGACGAGCUGGUGGAGCUCUUCAUCGCCGAGCGCAACGACCAGACUAUCAUAGAGUUUGCCCAUUCCCUCACUAAAGUCUUUGAGAAGAUCCCGAGCGCCGACCCGCCCAUGCUUCGCGUAGCUGCCAAAGCGCUGGGUCACAUCGUUUCCACGGGCGGUACCAGCCUCAUCGAGUUCGUGGAGGAUUAUCACGUUAAGCCCGCGCUCGAGUGGCUGAAGAACGAGACGUUCCAUGUACGUCGCCACGCCGCCGUCAUGAUCCUCAAAGAACUAUCUAUCAACGCGCCCUCCACGUCCUUCAGAUACAUGGACAAGUACUUUGACUUCAUCUGGAGCGCCUUCUGGGACUCUAAACUCGUGGUGAGAGUGAGUGCCAGUGAAUCUCUCCAGUCGUGCUUUAUGCUGAUCCAACAGCGUGAAUCCAACCGCAAGACGUCGUGGUAUAACCGCGCAUUGGAUGAAGCCGAGGGUGCCUUUAAACGCAACAGCUCGGACGCUACACACGGAGCCCUGCUGAUUCUGAACGAGCUGCUGCGCAAUACAGGAGACUUUAUGCACUCGCACUACGGUCGUGCUUGCCGACUUGUAUUCAGCCACCAGGACCACAAGAGUGCUACUGUUCGCUCUGCUGUCAUCAGUCUGUUCCCUCGUUUGGCCAAGUUUAACACGUCGGUGUUCGUCGAGAAAUGCUAUCGUCCCUGUAUGAACCAUUUGCUCGAGGUGCUUUUCUCGGCUACGACGACAACGCGUCCGGACGCUCUGCUUUCGAUUGGAAAACUGUCUUUAGCUAUUGGACCGCUACUAGCGAGGGACGAACAGGCUUUGAUGGCGAUCAUGAAUGGAAUUAAAGGUGGAUUACAGGUGCGCAAGAAGGAUUUCGAUACACAUCGAGAGGCUCUCGCGUGUCUACGUAUGUUGGCGGAGACUGUGGGUCCGGCACUUAUCAGGGUUGACUUGGAGUCUAUGGUGGGGCCGCUCUUCCAGAACGAUUUGGACUCGUCACUUGUGGAGACUCUGACGACUAUCGUCAAGAAGAUUCCGCCGAUGAAGCCCAUUGUCCAGCAGAAGCUGUUCGAACGACUAAGCUCAAUUCUGCGCUCCAGACACAACGACGUCACGGGAUCUGCUUCGACUCCUACCAGUAGGAGGCUCAAAACAACUUCCAUUUCAGUGACGGGUGGAAUGCUUUCGAAUCUGUUCCUUUCAGCCACUGGAGCGAAGACCAAUGGAACAGCAGAGAAUGGUGCUCCAUCAGCGGAGGUGUCGUCGGCCAUUGCGAUGCAGGCACUUGCACUGGAGACUCUAGCAAACUUUGAUUUUCAGGGCAACCGACUCAUCCCGAUCAUGUCUUUUGUUCACGAAACUGUGGUGAAAUUUCUUGAUCAUGAAGUUGCAACUAUCCGCAAGAGUGCUGCACUCACGUGCUGUAAGUUGCUUCUGCCAUCAGGUGAAGAUCGUGGUGGCAAUAUGGCGAUGACCUCGGAGGAUUUUGCUCGCCCCGUCACAUCAGUGCUCGAACGUUUGUUAACAGUGGGUAUCGCUGACAAUGAAGCGAGUAUUCGACUGCGUGUUUUGGCAUCGCUGGACUCACGAUUCGACCCGCUUCUUGCGCUGAAUGACAACUUGCGGUGCCUAUUUAUUGCACUGAACGAUGAGGUUUUCAGUAUCCGUCAGACUGCGAUGAGUACGCUUGGACGACUGACACAUCACAAUCCGUCCACCGUGCUACCAUCGCUUCGACAGACGUUGGUACAGCUAUUAGCUGAGUUGGAGUUUAGUGGAGAUUCCCGAGGCAAAGAGGAAGGCGCGCUUUUGAUCGGUUGUUUGCUACGUUCAGCUUCACAACUGGCCCAGCCUUACGUUCUCCCCAUUCUUCGUGUGUUGAUGAAGAAUCUGCGUGAAGACUCAGAGCGCCGUAGCCACAGUCGAAGUACUGUCAGUGUGAGCAAAGCCAUCCUGGCAACGUUGGGUGACUUAGCAGAAGUUGGGGCGCAAGAACUGACGCCAUAUCUCGGUCAACUGUUACCCGAUGUCAUUGACGAAAUGCGAGACUCAAGCAAUCCGCAAAUUCUACAGGUAGCUAUCAAAACUCUGGGUCAGCUCGUGUCGUCAACAGGUUAUGUGGUUCUGCCGUAUCACGAGUACCCGGAGUUAUUGGACUUGUUGUGCCAGGCUUUGCAGAAGUCUGGUGACGCUUUUGAAUCUCUGCGUAUUGAAGCAGGACGUACGCUCGGUGUCUUGGGCGCGUUGGACCCGUACAAUCUUCGGCUGUUCCACUUGCAAAAGCAAGGCAAACUCACAGAUGCCAAAAAGAAAGAGUUCCGUUCCAGUGCGUUUGCGGUUGGUGCUGGUGGAGUAUUCAGUCUAAUGGCUAGUGCAGCAAACCCUUCGCAAGCGUACGCUGGUCCGAAUGCAGCCAAAGAGACAAAUGGAGCAGUUAUUGGUAUUCGAAUUGGCAAUGGGAUUGGUGGUCCUGGAGUGCUUGAUGGCAGCAGCGAGGAAGAUGUUCAGCAACUUGGGGAGUCACUACUGCUCACACCGGCGCGGAAGGUGGCAAAAAGUGACAAGCAGACUAGUGGGAAGCUGACCAACAUCAUCCUGGAGGUUCCACCCGAUGACUUGCUACCAUCAAUGAUCCCUGACUCGUCCCAGUAUUUCCCUACAGUCGCGAUCAAUGCAUUGAUUCGCAUAUUACUCGAACCGCGUAACUCGGUGCAUUACCAGGGUACGUUCAUGGCAAUCAUGUACAUCUGCAAGAGCCAGCGGAAACGAAUGGGGCAGCAUUUGGACAAGAUCAUCCCAGCAUUCCUUUACGCUCUAGAAAAGGUGAACCGUUCUCUUCGCAAGUUUUUGUUUGAGCAACUUUGCGACCUGGUUCAGAUUGUCGAGGAGCAGAUUCAACCGCACCUUGACCACGUGGCCUUGCUUUCAAUCGUGAAUAGUUAUUGGGACGAGCAUCUUGAAGAGGUUCUCAACUUGGUCAAGAAGCUGGCGAAUUCACUUGGAGAGAAAUUCCGUGUCUAUCUGCCGGACCUCAUUCCUCAAAUGCUGCGUGUGAUUCGUACUGAACGUGACAAUCCUGCUCGGCCUCGAACUCUUUUGGUGCUAAAGACUGCAGUAUCGCUCGGACGUUUGCUGGAUGGAUACCUCCAUUUGAUUAUCCCAGCACUCGUGGCGCUUAUUCAGAGUGAUGCUGAUGUAAAUGCGAGGAAACAGGGCCUGGGUUCGCUGGGUUCGCUUGUGAAGAAGCUGAAUGUGAGCGUGUAUGCGUCCAAGAUCAUUCACAUGUUGGCACGUGUGAUCUCGUCGCAGCCGGAGAUGGUGUAUCUUGCAAUGGAUUGCCUCUGCUGUAUGGUCUACACUAUGGGUGACGACUACGCGAUCUUCGUCCCGGUUAUUAGCCAGGUACUGGGCCGUCAUACAUCGCGUUCAAACGAUAUAUUCGAUCGAUACGAUCUGCUGGUGUCCAAGAUUUUGAAGUACCAACCACUUCCCGUAGCUUCAUGGGCAACUGACCCUCUGAAAGCCCGCGCUGACACCGCUAAUGACCACAAGGACUCAAACUCAGCCGCACAAGACGAAACGAAAAGUCUACCAUGCGACCAAAAGAAUUUAAUGAAGGCGUGGGAGGCAUCUCAGCGAUCUACGAAAGAAGAUUGGAACGAGUGGAUCCUCGCGUUCUCGGUUGAAUUGCUUAGAGAGUCGCCAUCGCCUGUCCUUCGUGCUUGCAAGGAGCUGGCCUCGGUGUACCAACCUUUGGCUCGAGAGCUGUUUAACGCAUCGUUUGUAAGUGUGUGGCCUCAUCUAUCGUCCACGACGCAGGACAACUUGAUCCGAUCUCUGGAGUCAGCCUUCCAGUCGCCACAUUUGCCAUCGGAAAUUCUUCAGACACUGCUGAACCUUGCAGAGUUCAUGGAGCAUGACGACCAGCCUCUUCCGAUUGAUAUUCGAUUGCUUGGAUCUUUGGCAGACAAGUGCCAUUCGUUCGCGAAGGCCCUUCACUACAAGGAGCUUGAGUUUAACACGAACCCGAGUACUGAUGGAAUCCAAGCGCUUAUUAGCAUUAACUCGAAACUAAACCAGCCGGAGGCUGCACGUGGUAUCCUGAAGUACGCUCUGGAAAAGCUGCCAGGUAUUGAAGUGAAGGCAUCGUGGCACGAAAAGCUCCUGAGGUGGGACGAUGCACUAGCGACACACGAUCGUGUCCUGCUAGAAAACCCGAACAAUGUCGAGGCCAUCUUCGGCAAAAUGCGUUGUCUGUGGGCGAUUGGCGAGUGGCGCAAAUUGAACGAUCACGUGCAGGAGACUUGGUCUAAAAUCUACGGUGAGGGUCAGGACUUGAAUGGUGAACAGGAAGAUGGCGAGAAGCUGCUGGAUGUUCCUCCGGCUCUGAAGAGAGAGCUGUGCAGCAGUGGCGCACGAGUGGCCUUCUCGCUGCAGAACUGGGACUCAAUUCCGAAGUAUAUUAACUCAGAUAUGGACCCUACCGAGUCGCAUCUGUUCAAGGCGGUUGUGUCUAUUCGGCGCAUGGAACUAGAUGAAGCUAUGAACUUAAUCGGUGAUUGUCGUAAAGAAAUGGAUCCAACGCUACGCUCCCUUGUGAGCGAAAGUUAUGCUCGGGCAUACCUCCCGGCUAUUGUAAAUCUGCAGAUGCUCACGGAACUGGAGGAGAUUGUCUCGUAUCUGAAGGCAUUUGCCUACAAGAACAACGGUGAGCUGACGCUUCUGUCAACGCCGGCUUCAUCCACUUCAAUGUCCACAACUGCGUCACGUCGCAAGCAAAGUAUCAGCAGCCUUAACUUUGUGUCGUCUUCGUCAUCAACUUCGUAUGGACACGAGAAGCAAGUAGCGCUGAAGAAAUUGCAGACGAUCUGGACGAGACGAAUGCUGGGAGUGGAGCGCAAUAUCCAAGUGUGGCAGAAUCUCAUGCUGGUGCGAUCGCUUGUGUUUGAUCCCAGAGAAGACGUGGAUAUUUGGCUCAAGUAUGCGCGCUUAUGUCUGAAGUCGGGACAUAUUAACCUCGCGUCUAGCGCACUCUGGCGUGUUGGAGCACAGCCGUUCAUCCGCAGCGUUGAACGAGACCCGUAUGCACCGAUCCCGAUCAAUCUAGGUGGUAAUGCUGGAGCUAGUCAAGGUUUUGCGAACGGCUUGUUGAGUUUAGCGGACAGUGCAGCACAGGACCCUCGCGUUGCCUUCAGCUACCUGAGGCAUUUGUGGGCUGAGAAUCGCGAAGAUGUGGCCUUGAAGCAAAUGGAUUACUUUAUCGAGGCCUUGGAACAGCAUGGUGAUCCAACGAACGAGGAUCUGCGCAAGCUUCGUGUACAAGUGUAUAUUCAACUGGGUGAAUGGCAAAUGUCCCUUACCGAGCCGCACAAGCAGUCGUACGACCAUGUCCUUGAGUGUCUUGAGACAGCAACAAAGCUGGACCCAACGAACGAUCGCGCAUGGCAUGAGUGGGCUCUUAUGAACUUCAGGGCGCUUGAGGCUACAGUGAAGGAAUCUGGUCACGGAGAUCCGAAACGCUAUGCUGUUCGAGCCAUCCAGGGUUUCUUCCGAUCCAUCUCAUUCGGCCAUACCAGUUAUGAUGUGACCAAGGACGUUCUGCGCCUACUGACGCUUUGGUUCACGCAAGGCAAUCGCAGCGAUGUGCACAUGGCCAUGGUUGAGGGUUUCCAGGAGGCAUCAGUUGACACGUGGCUGGACGUGAUCCCACAGCUUAUUGCGCGAAUCGAUACACCGAACCCGAAGACUAGUGAGCUUCUUCAUGAUCUUCUCUCUCGGAUCGGACAAGCCCAUCCUCAAGCUUUGAUUUAUCCGAUUACAGUGGCUUCAAAGGCGCUGAACCCGACGCGGAAGCACGCGGCGGAAGGAAUUCUUGCUGCUGUACGUCGACAUAGCUCCCAGCUUGUGUACGAAGCUGAUAUGGUGUCACGUGAGCUGAUUCGUGUGGCUAUCCUCUGGAAUGAACUGUGGCAUGGCGCUCUCGAGGAAGCGUCCAAGCAUUUCUUCAAUAACCGUGAUGUGACUGCUAUGAUUGCUGAGUUGGCCCCGCUUCACGAGCAGAUGGACAGAAUCGGCACAGAGGAAACACCUACGCUUCGAGAGGUGGCAUUCUACCAAGCAUUCGCUCGGGAUCUCGCCUAUGCGAAGGAAUGGACCAAUGUGUACGAACGGACUAAGAGUCUGGACGAUCUGAACCAAGCGUGGGACAUCUAUUACAGUGUGUUCUCGAAGAUCCGUAAGCAACUGGCAAACCUCUCAACGCUAGAACUCGCUAACGUCGGUCCGAAGCUACUAUCUGUGCACAAUUUGACGCUUGCAGUACCGGGCACGUACAAGGCUGGCGCUCCUAUUGUUCGUAUUCAAUCUUUCGACACGAAGGUGACUGUGCUAACGUCCAAGCAGCGACCCAGAAAGGUGACGAUCAAUGGAAGUGACGGUAAAGCCUACCCGUUCCUACUCAAGGGCCAUGAAGAUUUGCGUCAGGAUGAACGUGUGAUGCAGCUCUUCGGUGUGAUCAACACGCUGCUGGCCAACGACAGCGACACCAGCAAACGCAACUUGGCUAUCGAGCGGUAUUCGGUACUCCCGUUGUCGCACACGAGUGGUCUUAUUGGUUGGGUGCCCAACUGUGAUACCUUGCACCAGCUUAUUCGUGACUACCGUGAGGCACGUAAGAUCCAGCUGAAUGUCGAACACCGUCUUAUGGUGCAAAUGGCACCCGACUACGACAAGUUGCCGCUCAUGCAGAAGGUUGAGGCGUUCAAGUAUGCACUUGGUGAGACUACAGGCCAGGAUUUGUACCGUGUCUUGUGGCUGAAGAGUCAAGACUCGGAGGUUUGGCUCGACCGACGCCGGAACUUCACACGUUCGCUCGCCGUCAUGUCGAUGGCUGGUUACAUUCUUGGUCUUGGUGAUCGUCACCCUAGCAAUCUCAUGCUGGAUCGUGUGUCUGGCAAACUCGUGCACAUUGACUUUGGUGACUGUUUUGAAGUAGCAAUGGAGCGUGACAAGUACCCGGAGAAGAUUCCGUUCCGACUCACGCGCAUGCUGACGCAGGCAAUGGAGGUCAGUGGCAUUGAAGGCAACUUCCGCUACACGUGUGAAGCGUCGAUGCGUGUGCUUCGUGAUAACCGUGACUCGCUCAUGGCUGUGCUUGAGGCGUUCGUGUACGAUCCGCUUAUUAAUUGGCGUCUACUCAAGAAGGAUGCUGUGCCAUCCCACGCACAACCUGAGGAAGAUGACGGUGCUGCAGCUGGACGUGGAGAUGGCCCCGAUGCCAGCGUUGACAGGAAUUCUGUGCGUGAAGACGAGGGAGAUGCAGACGGAGAAGGGGACGUUGCGAAUGGGGGCAACGCUGAUGAAGACAAGCUGACGGAGGGCAGCAUGAAGAGCUCGACGUCGUCUGCUCCAGUGACGCCUCGGAGGCGGAGACACUCCUCGUCUGAGGCAGCGAUGCUGGGCUACAACAUGGACAUGCUGGACCCGACGAUGGCGCGCAACUCGAUGUCGGAGACACAGCGGGAUAACUUUGGUACCUCGUUCGUAGCAGCGGAGCACCCUCAGCUGAACGAGAAGGCGCUGAGUGUUAUCGACCGUGUUAAGAAGAAAUUGGCUGGCCGCGACUUCGACGACGGCAGCAGAGUGCUCACUGUGGACGCGCAAGUCGAUCGACUGAUCCAUCAAGCUACUUCGCACGAGAAUCUGUGCCAGCUUUACUACGGUUGGUGUCCGUUCUGGUAGCUGGUUGAAGUGUACUUUGGUUAAUGGCUCCAUUUUGUUAAUAACUGCAUGGAUGUUCUUAACAUCUGGUCCCAUUUUGUUUUUAGUCUGGAUCAAAAUAACGGCGUCCUUUUUUGUGAUCAACUUUGACUGGCAGCGGAUUGAC
Messenger RNA from Phytophthora nicotianae INRA-310, 8157 nucleotides. RefSeq lists its product as hypothetical. NCBI's taxonomy places the organism in Eukaryota, Oomycota, Peronosporomycetes, Peronosporales, Peronosporaceae. Gene Ontology annotation, cellular component: nucleus; TORC2 complex; TORC1 complex. Gene Ontology annotation, molecular function: protein binding; protein-containing complex binding; protein serine/threonine kinase activity. Gene Ontology annotation, biological process: negative regulation of macroautophagy; TOR signaling. The transcript has a single exon. The record is from RefSeq and is a predicted model, not a curated record. The coding region runs from base 51 to 8012 and encodes 2653 amino acids.